This is a messenger RNA of Diplodia corticola, 1041 nucleotides long. Its product is annotated as aliphatic nitrilase. The record is from RefSeq and is a predicted model, not a curated record. Bases 1 to 1041 code for a protein of 346 amino acids. Gene Ontology annotation, molecular function: catalytic activity. NCBI's taxonomy places the organism in Eukaryota, Fungi, Ascomycota, Dothideomycetes, Botryosphaeriales, Botryosphaeriaceae. The transcript has 2 exons.
AUGGCGUCCAGUCUUCGCGUAGCCGUCACCCAGGCCGAGCCCGAGUGGCUCGACCUCGCCGCCACGGUCAAGAAGACGUGCGACCUGAUCGCCACCGCCGCCGCCAACGGCGCCCGCCUCAUUGCCUUCCCCGAGUGCUGGAUCACCGGCUACCCCGGCUGGAUAUGGGCCCGCCCCGUCGACUUCGAGCUCACCACCAAGUACAUCUACAACUCCCUCUCCCUGACGUCCCCGGAGAUGGACGAGAUCAAGUCGGCAGCGAAGCGGCACUCCAUCGCCGUCGUGCUCGGCUUCUCGGAGCGGGUCCACACGCACAGCCUGUACAUCUCGCAAGCCAUCAUCUCGCCGGCGGGCGAGGUGGUCAUGACGCGGCGCAAGAUCAAGCCGACGCACGUGGAGCGCGCCGUCUUCGGCGACGGGUCGGGCGACGACCUGCGCAACGUGGCCGAGAUCGACUUCGGCGGCGCCGUCGGCAAGCUCAAGGUCGGCGCCCUGGCCUGCUGGGAGCACACGCAGCCGCUGCUCAAGUACCACACCUACAGCCAGGGCGAGGUCAUCCACAUCGCCGCCUGGCCGCCGAUUGACGCCCACCCCGGCGUCGAGCAUCCCGGCCUGUGGAGCAUGAGCGCCGAGGGCUGCCAGAACCUGAGUCAGACGUAUGCCGUCGAGGGCGGCGGAUACGUGCUGCAUUGCACGGGCGUGUGCACCGAGAAGGGGAGGGAUGUCAUGGGCACGCACAAGGGCUUGUUGUUCCACACGCCGGGCGGGGGCAGCAGCUGCGUUGUUGGCCCCGAUGGGAGGAAGUUGACGGAUCCGCUGCAUAGUGGCGACCCGGCCAAGGAGGGCAUCGUGUACGCCGAUCUGGAUUUGACCAAGGUCGUUGCGAACAGGGCUUUCCUGGAUAAUGUGGGACACUACAGCAGGCCGGAUCUGCUGUGGCUGGGCGUGGACAGGAAGCAGAAGAGCCAUGUUAUUGCGAGGGAGGACGAGGAGCCGCCGAAAAAGGCUUUGGUCACCGGCCCGAGGCGGGAGGCCAGUUGA